UUAAAACACAAUCCUUCUAGAAAUAAUCAAAGCAUAAACUAUCCAAACAUAGACAAACAGUCAGACAGAAAAUGGAUACAGAAAAUCAAAUCAGCAUAUGUUAUAGCACGUCCUAUCGUUGCCAUGUUUUUUUUUGAUAUUGUUUUACCAUUUGUUCUCUAUUAUAUCCUUAAGCUACGGUUAAGUCUUCUUCUUUCUUUGAUCUUAUCUAGUAUUCCUCCGCUACUAAGAGUGUUUUACGUGUAUUGGAAAGGAAGAUAAAUUGAAGCGCUUGGUGUUGCCUUUGUGAUUUCGCUUAUUGUCUCCGCUGUGCUUUCUGUGGCCAUAAAUGAUGUUCGAUUAAGUACACUUCGGGGCUUGGCAACGACGUCAAUUGUAGGCAUUGCUUUUUUAGUAACGCUUAUUCCAAUAAAAAUAAGACAGUACAAGGUUCAACCUUUCUUUUUCUCAAUUAUACAGCAGAUGAUGCACGAAGACUCGCCUGCAGAAAUAUCCAUAGAUCAUUCGGACACUUAUCGCAAAUUUUGUUACAUCUUCGGUGCUAUUUGGGGAUGUGCUCUCACUGGAGAACUCAUUAAUCAAAUAAGUAUGAUUCAAAGUACUGUGACAACAAAUGAUAUUAUUCUUUAUGGCAAUAUUAUUAUUUUUUUUCUUGUUGGCAGCUUGUUA
Messenger RNA from Gilbertella persicaria, 669 nucleotides. RefSeq lists its product as uncharacterized. The record is from RefSeq and is a predicted model, not a curated record. NCBI's taxonomy places the organism in Eukaryota, Fungi, Mucoromycota, Mucoromycetes, Mucorales, Choanephoraceae. The annotation marks the transcript as partial. The transcript has 3 exons.